Suillus clintonianus is the source of this 606-nucleotide messenger RNA. RefSeq lists its product as uncharacterized. The record is from RefSeq and is a predicted model, not a curated record. NCBI's taxonomy places the organism in Eukaryota, Fungi, Basidiomycota, Agaricomycetes, Boletales, Suillaceae. The transcript is spliced from 7 exons. The coding region runs from base 1 to 606 and encodes 201 amino acids.
AUGAUUCUGCUAGAGAGGAAGUUUCCAACGCACCUCUUUCAGUCUUCGAAUCAGCAUCAGCGUCUAUCAUACCUGCCCAGCCACAAUACCUACGUGGCAAGGCCGCUCGAUCAAGACUUGAUGGCCAUAAUCAGGGCGUUCUUCGAGCUCGGUCGAAUACCAGGCAAUGGGGAAUUCAUCGACAAAACUCAAACCUCGUGGAAUGAAUUGCGUUAUCGUGGAGACGAGGCUUUUGAUCUGUCCUUCCCACCCAUUGAUGAUGUUUGCCCUUCUCUCACGCUGAGGUUCACACUUUCGGACAUGACGACGUCCAUCCUCGAAUGUGAGGUUGCCAAAGAUACAGAUGUAACGGAGCUUUCCGUUCCGCUCGGCAAGACGUUGCUAACACUCUUCCCUUCAAUUACUUAUGAUUCCAGCUUCAAGCCGGCUACCCUACGAACAGCGGAUGUAGAAGUCGACUUUAUCACUCCAAUCGGCAUCGACUACAUGAUGGAUUUAGUGUGGUGUGCGCUGGUAGCUAGGGCCAAGAACAACAAGUCAGGCUUGAUGCGGUCAUUAACGGUGCUUCCCACUCUUCUUUUCCCCCAUGUUGCUAUCUUGAGCUAG